Messenger RNA from Acaulospora morrowiae, 2268 nucleotides. The record is from the annotation of a GenBank genome assembly. Lineage: Eukaryota; Fungi; Glomeromycota; Glomeromycetes; Diversisporales; Acaulosporaceae.
AUGUUCGCAGAUGGUGCAUCUGAUCCAAACCGAGUUGAUGCAAUUAUGUACAGUCAUGACAGUGAGAACUUUGCGGAAGAUGCUACCAAAUUGGACACCUGGGUCUUUGAUCAGUUCUCUGAACUCAUCAAGAAUACCUCAUCUGACCCUGAACUAUACAAAAAGAUAAAUGAUGAUCAAAUAGUAAUAUUUUUGCACUUACUUGGAUUAGACACCAAUGGACAUGCUUAUGGUCCUCAUUCCGAAGAAUAUCAGAAUAAUAUUAAAGUAGUUGAUGAAGGGAUUCGCAAGACCGUUAAGCUUAUUGAAGGCUUUUAUGGAAAUGACGGGAGGACAGCAUACAUAUUUACCGCUGAUCAUGGAAUGAGUAAUCGAGGUAACCAUGGGGAUGGACAUCCGGAUAAUACGCGUACUCCAAUAAUAGCAUGGGGUGCAGGAAUUAAGAAGCCCAAUAGGACACAUCCAACUGGGCAUGAUGAAUUUUCGAAAGAAUGGAAACUAGAUAAUAUUCAACGCAAUGAUAUCUUACAAGCUGACAUUGCACCAUUGAUGUCAUCACUAAUUGGAAUAAAUUAUCCUGUAAAUUCAGUCGGAGAAUUGCCUCUUAUCUACCUGGAUAACACACCAAUAUUCAAAGUUCAGAGCAUUUUUGUAAAUUCUAAGGAAAUUCUAGAACAGUACAAAGUUAAAUACGAGCAUAAAAGGCAAACGGAAUUAUGGUUCAAGCCUUAUCCAGGAUUAAGCAAUUCCACACAUAACCCCGAGUUAUUAAUUGAUCAGAUUCAAGGACUCAUUGACGCCGAGCAGUAUGAAAAGGCAGAGUCACUAUGUGUGAUACUGAACAAACUUUCCUUAGAAGGGUUGCGAUACUUUCAAACAUACGAUUGGCUUAUGCUACGAUCUUUUGUCACAGCCGGUUAUGUUGGUUGGAUUAUGUAUAGUUUGAAGUUCACUUUUAAAGAAUAUGCACUUGACGAAGAAGAUAACUUGGUCAUUGAAGAGAGAGUAGAUCCGUACAAGCUUUAUAUAAAUGCUAUCGCGGCUAUUUCAUUGGUUCUCUUUGGAGGACUUCUUUAUGCUCAAAAAUCACCUGGAACCUAUUACACUUAUAUGAUAUUUCCGGUAUAUUUUUGGCGUGAGGUAUUAUUAGAGAGAAAUAUAUUUGUGGACGUUAUUAGACUCUCUUUAAGUCACCAAAGUUCGAUUUCACUUUUAUCGUAUGUUAUUGGUUACGUUGUGAUCUUGGAAAUUCUGGUGUACAGCUAUUUUGAACGUGGUAUCUUAAGUGUAUGUUUCGUGCUUCUGGCCUUUUGGCCAUUAUUCAUGAAGUCCAAAGUCCAAUAUGAAAAUACGUUACUUUUUAUAUCGUGGUUCGUUUCUUGCCUGGUGUCAAGCGUCUUUACAUUACUUCCUGUAGAAAAGGGAGAAGACAUAAUAUUGGUGAUAAUCGGGGGGAUUUUGAUAAUAUUAACUGGUAUCAUCACUCUUCGGAAAAGCACGAUUUUCGAAUUUGAGAGUCCUGGAUCAAAAAAUGUUAUCGGAUUUCAGGUCAUUGCGUGGAUAAUAUUGGCAAUAUCGACAGCAACCCCGUUUGCAUACGGCCUAAGCACCCCGAAACAUUAUUUUCAACGAUUAAGUACCAUAAUACUUGCAUUCGCGCCAUUGUUUGUGCUUCUCAGCAUUUCCUACGAAGUAUUAUUUUAUUAUUUCCUAUCCAUAACGCUCGUGAUAUGGCAUCAAAUCGAAAAGCUACUUUACGAAACGGAAAAAUUAUCAGGUCAAGGACAAUCACGUGGAGUUCGGAAACUCGAACUACGGGAUUCCCGGGUAUCCCUGAUAUUUUUAUUCUUCAUCAAAGUAGCAUUCUUUGGAACAGGCAACGUCGCAAGCUUGGCCAGUUUCUCUUUGCAAAGCGUUUACCGUCUGACCACAAUUUUUAAUCCGUUUUUGAUGGGUUCUUUAUUAUUGCUUAAAAUCAUCAUACCGUUCUUCAUAGUUUCAUCAGUAUUUGGAAUCAUUAACAAAUCAUUGAAUCUACCACCGUUCGGUUUAUUCUUGUUGGUAUUAUCAACUUCGGACAUAAUGACGUUAAACUUCUUUUACCUGGUACGGGAUUAUGGAAGCUGGUUGGAAAUAGGAACUACGAUUAGUCACUUUGUGAUCAGUUCAUUAUUUUCAUUAUUCUUGAUAAUACUAUUUCUUUUGAGCGAAGUCUUUGUCGGAAAAACUUUGGUGAAUAGGGGAAAAGACGAAGAGAAGGAAAAAUAA